AGCUGGCUCGUAGCAGUGUUGGCAAGCCGUUUGGGGGCCUUUGGGCAAUGACAAGUGAAUUGCUGCAGGAUGUGCGAAGGCCAUCGGACAAUGACCUGGGUGCUCGCUGCCUAUGAUUUGCCAAACUGGCCAUGGGGUGUGGCUGUGUUUCGCAACACCAGGUGGGCAUCCCUGGUGGUGGUCCUCGCCAGUUCCUCUACACAGCGACGGACAAGGAGUUUGUACGAUCCCUGGAGAAGGAGGAGCUCAAGGACAAAAAGCUGCUGCUGAUGUACUUUCGGUUGGACAACGAGGGGCACUUCGUUGUGACCGAUGGAUUCAGAGACUUAGUCCGGAGAAAGGGAGUGCCAGACAGGUAUCGUUGGCGAGCCUGGAGAGCACUUACAGGAUGGAGUGCCUUGUCCAAGCCAGGCUGGUACGAGAGGACAAUGCGGAAAACUCCAGAUGGCAAAACUGUCGAAGCAAUCGACAAAGACCUCGACAGGACCUUUCCGGGCCUGGAGGACUUCGACGACAGGAAAAAGAGAGAACUAGCCGAGAUGCUUCGGGCUCACGCAGGCCUCUUCCCCAGUGUGGGCUAUUGCCAGGGUAUGAAUUUCGUUGCUGGCUUCAUCCUUAUGAUUGCUGGACGUGUUCCAGAUGCUCCCAAGGAUGCAUUCUUCCUUCUGGUGCAGAUUAUGGUGAAGUAUCGGGCGAACCUCUUGUUUUGCGAUGGCCUUCCGCUCUUGAAGCUGCAUACGUUUCAAUAUCGAAUGCUUCUGCAAAGGCUUUUUCCAGAUGUCCAUCGCCAUUUUCAAGAUCAGCAGAUCACCCCGGAGUUGUACCUUACAAAGUGGAUUUUGACUAUUUUCACACAGCCUUUGAGCUUCUCAUCAGCAGCGCGCGUUUGGGAUCUCAUUGUUUGCGACGGGCUACAGGCGGUGGUUCUCAUUGCUUUGGCAAUUGUCAAGCUGCGGAGAUCCAGGAUUCUCCAAGAAGACACGGAAGGUAUUCUAGAUAUGAUGAGCAUGCGCGCUGGAGAGCCGCUUGCAGGAGGAGAGAUCGUCAAAGCAGCAUUGGCACUCGAAUUGCAGAUUGCGCCUGGCAGCAUCAGCGAUGGAACAGGUGUGAGGCCCAGCAAGCUUUUCACAGAGUGGGAGGCAGCUUGCCCUUCUGAAGUUGCAGAUUUUCAGAGGGCAGAGGCCGAGAUUUGUGCAAGUCGGGAUGACUGGUACCAAUCAGAGACUUCCCAUGACUCUGAAGCAAACAGUGCUGGCGAAGGAGUCAUGUGUGAUAGCCCUGGUGAUGACGACAUCCUUGAACCUGAUAGGUCAGGGAGGCCACACGAUGGCGGUGCAGCUGCAGUUUCUGCUCUGCAGGAACUUCCAUUAACUGGAGAUGAAAGUGGUCAAGUGUCUCAGCAUACGAUAGCAGCAGAGGCCAAGGUUGCGGUGAACCCAUCGAUGCCGCUCCGAAAGCCAUCAAGGUCAACACCCUCCAGAGGCAAUGGCGGCAAACGCAUUGAAAGUGAUCGUGGUCGAACACCUGGAAACGUUCCGAAGCGCUCAUCCUCGCUUGGUUGCCUGGUAGGGCCACUCCAGUCAGGGGGGCCUCUAGCAAGCGAUGGGGACCCACUUUGGAAUUCUCCAAAGUUCGUCAAAAGUAGCUCUGUCAAGAAACUCGACCAAACUGAAGCCCGAAAGGACGAGGCUUUGCACCGUCGGACACAAGCCAAUGCAGGUCGUGAGCCUGGGGCCAGAACUCUCAAGGCAUCAGGGUCUCCUCCAGCACCUGCUCCCGACAUACGUCGGGGAGGCAACCGAACUCCGGUGCGGGCAGCAAGCGGAUCGUGGAGUCCCGGUUCCAUUGGCCGAAGUCGCAGCGGACUUGAUUUGGAGGUUGCGGAUGAACAUCGAGGUCUGGAAUGCAAGGCCAUUCCACUAGCCCGAAAAUCACGAACAUCUCCCAGUGCUGGGAACAAGCCUUCGACUGCACCUUCCCCGGCUAUGAGCUCCCGAGAAGUUCUUGAGGACCUCUCAAUGCAUGGGCGCACUUGGCCAGAACGUAUGGCUGGCUUGAUCGGCGAGGCAAGCACUGGUGCUGCGACAAUGCCAGACCCUUUUGCCGGCACAAGGGGUGAGAGCACCGAGCGCAGUGCGAGCAAAUCGCAUGGCAGGGAUGCUGAGGACCGACGAGUGCGCAGCUUGUCGCCCAGACCUGGAGACCGCAGCCAAUCCCCAUUGGAUGCUGGAAGGAUGCGGCAAGAGGUUCAGGCCUCUCCAGCCAGAUCAAUGACGCGACAGGUGCCAGACCGCCCAGAAAGCGACCGCAGAUUUGGACAGCAGAGCGAGGGGCAUGCGACCACAGUGCGAUCAGAAGGGCGCUGGAUGUUUCAUCGAGAUGGCAUCGAAGAAGAGCAUGAGCUCGAGCCAGCUUCAGGGGAAGGCCACCCGCCCAGUCCAUCGGGGAGACGAACAGCUUGGCACAAUCCACCCAGUGCUGCGUGGGGUUCGCCACACAACGCAGUGGGUGGGGCUGAAGCUGAUCCUGGUGUUGAGGAGAUUUCUUUGGAAACAAGGUAAUGGCGUUCUUGGAGGUGCAGUCAGUACAGUGCUGAUCACAGUGCUGAUUAAUCUCCUGACCCUUGGUUGGGAGCUUACAAGGGAGGCUGCCCAUUUCCAGGCUGAGGAUGACCUUGGUGACUCAGCGAAUGUGAUGUUGAUAGGUUUUGUGCUGGCAUUGUCAUAGGUUGCACAGCUCAAAGCAGGAAAAGCACAAGCACAAGGCUUGCGUGUACAGAAUUGUGGCAAAAUGUUUGAGAGUUUCACGUUUCACACAGAUGCUCGCAGCAAUCAAGUC
This is a messenger RNA of Durusdinium trenchii, 2838 nucleotides long. The record is from the annotation of a GenBank genome assembly. NCBI's taxonomy places the organism in Eukaryota, Dinophyceae, Suessiales, Symbiodiniaceae.